AGCGGGUUUAGGAAACGUACGUUACGCCUAAGACUAUGUUACAGGCCUACUAUUCAUGGGCAACCGGUUAGCUUGUUGUCGCCAAACAUGGAUAGAAUUUCAUGAUGAAGGUGAAGAAGACUGCAAGAAUAACCAAUUACCUCGAGUUUUUGGUCACCAAAAUAAUGGUGCUGAUUUUUCCGAGGAAGAUAAUGGAUUCAGAAUUGAAAAUCGUGAACCCUGUGUCAGUUGUACACGUAUUAGCGUACCUGCGAAACCUAACGUUGCAUAUAAUUUAACACAACACAUAAGUGAACGGGAACCAGAAGAUGUUGAGUUUGACCCAUCACUUAAUGCUUCACAUCAUACACUGUUCCUUUCCGGCAUUACACCUAAAUAUCAGAUAGUAGGAUUAUCCAGGGACCUGACGGUAUGUUGUUAAUUUAUUUAUGGUUUACGCGAUAUCAGCCCAAGUCUAGGAAAGAGGCUCCUACAACCCUUUCUAUUAAACGGUGGAGUUCUUGCAGUACUAUAUAUGUUGGGGAUGGCUAUUUGGCUCGUCCUGAUGUGAAUGAUAUUGUAUGUAGCGUGUCAGUGGCUAUUCAACUUCUUAUGUGCAGUGAUCUAAACAAACACUUUUCAAAGCUGUUACAUAAACCGGGUGUAAAUUCAUGUCCUGACUUCCUGCAGGAUAUGUAUGAAGAGGUGUAUAAAAGUUUUGAUGAACGAGUCUACCCCAUUGAGCACCUCGUGUAUGAUGAAAAUGCAAAUACCAAUACUAUAAAUGAUUGGAAAUCUUCGACAGUCUAUCAUAUUCGACAGUUUCUGCGUCGCCUUUUCAGCACAGCCCUUUUGGGACCCGAAUGCGCUAUUGUAGCCCUUAUAUUUCUUGAACGACUUAUACUUGGAGCUGAAGUGGCUAUGACACCAUGGACAUGGCGUCGUCAACUUUUAGCUUGUGUUCUUCUUGCUAGCAAAGUUUUAGAUGAUCAGGCUGUAUGGAAUAUUGACUAUUGCCAAAUUCUCCGGGAUAUCCAUGUUGAGGAUUUGAAUGCUUUGGAGCGACACACAUUAAGACUGUUACAGUUUAAUAUCAAUGUACCAUUUGGGGUAUAUGCCAGAUAUUAUUUUGACUUGUUAACCGUUGGGGAGAGCGCUGGAGUUGCAAAUCAAGCUGUUAAACGCAAACGCUUAACUCCUGAAAGGGCACGCAACUUCCGAAUAUUACCCACUAGUUUGGAAAUAUGUACAUCGGACAAAACAUUAUUAGAUAGGGGAUUUCUUUUCGACUUACCUUCUUUCACAAAAUCAGAAGUAUUGUGCAAUAAAAAAGAGAAGCAAAAGCGUAUUACUAUUCAGAAAUCAACAGAAGUUAAAUGUUACAAAGACGGUAAUCAGAAAAAGUUCAUUAAAACUCCUUUUUUAAGUCGAAAUCAGGCAACUAACCACGAAAUUAACUUGUCCAACCCAAAGUUUGAUCUUAUGCUUGAUUAUGUAACAGUUCCUGUUGAUAUUAAUUAUCAGUCUUCCAAUAAUGUAAUUUCCGAUGAAUCGUUGGUUCCAAUCCACCUGGAUGAAGAAACCGAUUUUGUAAAUUCUACUCCCCCGACUUUUUCAAAGAUAAGAGAUUUUACUUGUCAGUCGAAGCAAUCAAAGACAAAGUACUCUUACACAAACCAAGAGCCUUCUAACCAUUUUCAUCCCUUAUUAUUAUCAUCAUCUUUGGAUUAUCAAAAAGAAACGAUCCCUUGCACUAGGCUUCUGAUCAACUCCUCCUGUAAGCCUUUCCAAACGUCAGCUUGUGUUCGGGAUUUUAAUCCACCUUGUUCCUUAAAUGAAGCAGCAGGUGUAGAUCCCAAUAAUGUAACUGAUUCUCGUAUGGGAACAGAGUUUAUACGAUCUCUUAUGGGUGGCGAUGUAGCUUAUUCUUUAUUACGUGAUUCUGGGUUAUAUUGAUUAAUUAAGUUUUAAUAUAUUUGCUUUUAAUAUAAUUUGUGUUAUUGUUAUUAACGCUUAUAGUGAGGAACUUUUUAAUAAAAACCUGGCUAUUUUGUAUCUGUGCGCAUUUAUUUACUUGCCUUUGUCACUAAAAAUAUUUCUAUUUUUACUCAGUUUUAUUUUUAUUUCAUACUGUUUUCUUAACAUGCUAAUAUUAAUAAUUUCAUUCUUCUCAUGUAGAUGUUAAACAUGUUUAAGUCUCUUAAUCAAAUUCCCCAUAUAUAUAUAUAUAUAUAUAUA
Schistosoma spindalis is the source of this 2217-nucleotide messenger RNA. Lineage: Eukaryota; Metazoa; Platyhelminthes; Trematoda; Strigeidida; Schistosomatidae. The record is from the annotation of a GenBank genome assembly.